UUACUUUUGACAGAGUUUCCAACCUUUCCAGAUGGACACAAAAAGUGAUGAUGAUUGGCAAGUUCAGGGCAGUGAUGAUGAAAAAUAUGACCCUGGAAAAAAGGGCAACGGAACCUGGUGCCCUUUACCAGAAGAUAUUGUAAAGCUUUAUGAAGCUUUAGCAAAAGAGAAGGUUUUAAAAUUGGAAUGGAAAUGCCCUGGUAGACAUUUACCAAAGGCAGACAAGCCUUCAGAAGAUGUCAAAAUGAAAGAGGAGUCUAAACCAGAGAUCAUUCAACAACCUAAAGAAGAUUCAAAACAAGUACUAUCAACAGAGUUUGAUUUUGAUGAUGAUGAUUUUGGUUCAACAACAAAAGUUACACCUCAACGAUUACCAGGUAAUAGAACUCCCAGGACCCAGAAAAAAGUGGCAACCAUGGACAAAAUUUUGCAAGAUGUUAUGAAGCAAAGAAUACAGAGUUCAGCAGACCGUGAAACAAAACGCAGACUUCAGCGAUCCCCACGAACCCCAGGAUCCACCCCUGUCAAACCCCCAACAAGUUCAGCAGGUGUCAGCAGUCCAGCCAAAACCCAAACCUCAGAGGUGCCCUCUAAUCCAACAGUGACCACCAGUCCUAGUACUGUUGUGCCGUCUGUGAUCAAUACCGAGAGUUCAGAGACAAAACCCAUAGAAAUGGAGACAGAACCCUCAUCAGAGGCACAAAAUACUGCAGUCAAAUGAGGGUGGUAGACUUAGAGAUUUCAGACUUGAGUUAAAUGAUUAAGUGCUAUGGAAUGUGUGACCAAAGACUGAAGAGAGUCAUUCAGCUAACCCUUGAUGCUAUUUUAAAAUGAUACUGAUACUGGCAAGAAACAAGGCGGACUUUGAACUUGACUUGAAAUGAAGUAUAGUAACUAGGUCUAGCUUCAAGUUGUUUCUAGUUAUUGUCUUUUGAUUGAUUCUUGAAAUUGAAAUUGAUCAACCAUUUAAAGAGAAACAGAUUUGAUAAUGGAGGAUUUUAUUUUAUUAAUUACAAGGAGCAUUCUUUACAAUAUGUAAGUCUCUGUGUGUGCAUUUUGUCUUUUCAUAUUCACAUCUGGAAUAAAGAAUUCCGCAUAUUA
Messenger RNA from Saccostrea cuccullata (small rock oyster), 1101 nucleotides. RefSeq names its product PAXIP1-associated glutamate-rich protein 1A-like. Bases 32 to 721 code for a protein of 229 amino acids. The record is from RefSeq and is a predicted model, not a curated record. Gene Ontology annotation, biological process: positive regulation of intracellular estrogen receptor signaling pathway; positive regulation of cell cycle G1/S phase transition. Gene Ontology annotation, cellular component: MLL3/4 complex. Gene Ontology annotation, molecular function: nuclear estrogen receptor binding. NCBI's taxonomy places the organism in Eukaryota, Metazoa, Mollusca, Bivalvia, Ostreida, Ostreidae. The transcript has 5 exons.